AUGUCAGCAGCAACGCUCCACCAGAAAUAUGGUCCAAGCUUUAGUAAUAAAUGUAGCGAAAGAUCCACAUCUACAGCAUCGAUCGGGGAGGCAGCAACAACAGCAGCAUUGGCAGAUUAUUGUACUCCAUUAAAAGAUAAUACAAAAGUACUAGCUGAAGAUAGCGAUCUGAAAUUACUAAAUGAGAUUAACUCUUUCUCAACCUCUAAUGGUAAUAACAGCAAUUACGACCUUUCUUAUUAUUUUGGUCAAUCAAUGUCGACAAGCACUACAAAGACUACAACAAAUUUGUCUGAUAAUUUCCCAAAUGUCAUUUACAAAAGAGGCCGAUCACUCUCGAUCGACAGCAUAAUUUCGGUUAAUCAUCAACAACAACAGCAACAGCAGGCAAUGCCACUAACACAGCCAUUUGUGAUAUUGAGUGAUGAGAACAAGACUCAAAUUUAUAAAAAGAAAACCGAUAAAAGCAACAAAAAGGCUUUCCAGUUUUUUGGGGAACAAGUAAAACUGGAGAUAUCAGCCAAAGAAAUUAGAAGAGAAGGACCACGGGCAUUACUACAUUCCACUGUACCACUAGCAUAUUUUUUAUAUCACCUAUUGAAUAAAUACAGCAGUGAAAAUCUGUUUUUCUAUUUAGCUGUCGAUAAUUAUGAGCAUUUCAAUUUCUCAAGCUACAGCGAGCGAUAUCAAGUUGCCAACAAGAUUUACAAAACGUAUCUUACCCGGAAUUCAGACGUUGAGGUGAACUUGGAGGAUAGAAUUUACCGGCAAGUGACCAAUGCACUAAGUAGCCAAUACACGACUACUGGCAAAGAGUUUGAAGCAGCAAAGAGGCACGUAUUCUCACUCUUGAACGUGAGUUAUCAGCAAUUCAGAACAAGUUCAGUUUGGGAUAUCAUGGAGUCCAAAUGCAGUGAUCUCAAGUCAUACAACCGUAGUAGGUCGCAGGCACUAGUUGUCAAUCUACUGUUAUCGCAAAUCAAAUGGAGAAAUCGAGACUCUGCCACAUUCAAACUUGUACAUUCAUUUUGUCGCAUUUACCUACCAUUCGGAUAUGAUCACCGGCUGUUAGAAGAACCAACAUCAACCCCCACAUCAUCUAGUAGCAUAACAAAUAGAAGGAGCAGAAGCAAGAGCACGAGUAACAGUUCAGAGAGCAAAAAGAAUGGUGGAUUUAUCACUAGCAAAUUUGAUAUUUUCAAACUAUCUCGUAAAUAA
Molecule: messenger RNA, 1218 nt
Organism: Mucor velutinosus
Lineage: Eukaryota; Fungi; Mucoromycota; Mucoromycetes; Mucorales; Mucoraceae
Product: class II myosin
Exons: 3
Coding region: 1-1218 (405 amino acids)
Source: RefSeq, a predicted model, not a curated record